AUGGCGACAACAUCUCACUACUCCUCCCACUCUUCUCAUCCCGCCCUCUUCUCUCAUAACACAAAGCAUCAAACCGCUGCUAGCAUCCCCGCUGCAACCUCCACCUCCACCUCAUCCGACAAUAACAACAAAACCUCCUCUUCUCCCUCCUCCUCCUCCUCCUCCUCCUCCUCCUCCUCCACCACCACCACCACCACCAAACAGGAGCACGAAUUACACUGGAAGCCAAUUGGGCGACCGGGCAUAUCUCCAGCCACCUCACACUGGCAACCCCAGUUCAAUCGAAAACAGAGCUGGAACGAGCAGGACAUGAAGCACCAUAUGCAGCAGAGGUUGACGGGGCUGGAGAAGGGGAGGGAGAGCGGGUUUACGGAGAUUGAGAAGGAGACGAUAUUUGCCUGCGUGCUUGGCGACACCCAAUGUGGUGUUCAAGUCGUUCUUCAAUAUUUCCUUCGAGUCUUCCGAGGGGAUCUCACCGGGCUUGACCGCAUCCCCCUGUCUGCCGCCAGCAACAACAACGGAUCGUUGCGUGUAAAAGGGGAGUUGCGUAGCUUCAAUGAACAGGCUUGGGCUGGAGAAACUGGUGUCUUCCCGGUAACCAGAUCCCUCGACUCCUCCCUCAAGAAAAACACCGCCUUUAUCAAACGUCUCCGAACCGGUAUCACGCCUACAGCCCUCCCCACCUUCCUUGCAGAUAUUCGCACCCUUUCGCUGCACAAGUAUCUGUCCGAGAUCACCUCUGCGUCCUACGAGGGGCUUAGCAAGCUCAAGUCUCCUGGAGAAAUCGCCGCCGGCGUCGAGAUCGCCAGCGCCCUGCAUCAACGGUUUGGUCCUGAUGAAUUUACCAAGCAACUUGGAUGGCUGCUGGGUCGAGGCUUGACGACACCGGACAAAGCGCAGUUGAAGGCGUGGACUCAGGAUAUCCGUGAGCGGGAAGAAAAAGACCGCCUGGCUAGACAGCGGGCACUCCUUCGCGUCGUGACGGAGCUGUGGCUUGUUGGAUUCCUGCGGAGUUUGGAUGAUGUGGAGCGUCCGGAAGAUCUGGGGACAAAAGGGAAGGAUGGUGCAUCUACUAUCGGCGGCAAGGGCUCUUCUUCUGAUGGGAUGACGAAGUCUAGGUCGUCUCAGGCUGCGGCGAAGGGUGAUCAGGAUAGAGAGGCAGAGCCGUUCCCCCUGGAAGUGCUGAAGGAUCUUCUGGGGUAUGACCGUGAGCAUGUGAAUUUGCCGCUGGCUGUGUUGUUUGCAAGAACUUACAGCUGGGAUAUUUUGGGGUCGAAGGGGCUGGAAGAAGGCAGGAAGAAUGUGGAGGCAGAUGGCGCGACCACGGCGGCUUCGGGAAAGGAUGCGCCGGAGGCUGGAUCCGGCGAUGAGUCUGCAGGAGUAAAUGGAGAAGCAAUGGAAGAUGAUCCACCCCUGGCAUCUGAAAAGCUCCAGCUCCGGUUUAAAAAUAUCCUUUGCCGGUAUCUUGAGGAUGUUAAAGCGCAUGUUAUCCGCGAUCAGAAAGCGCUUGCAACGCAGAGUCGAAAGAAUGCGGAGGCUUAUGUGAAGAGUGGCGAAAUUUUCGAAGACCGUCAAUCGAAUUUCGAGAAACACGCGAAGGCCCAUGAAAAGCUUGUCUCUAACACCCAAGUUCUUUGUGAGAUUCUUGGCGUAGACAUGCCGGAUCUCAUGGAGAAGGAAACAGUUGAGUCUGCUCUUGGUAGCGGAAUAGGUCUUGUUAAGGCCGGAGAAUAUCUACGUGGACACGGCGAAGGCCCUGGCAUUUGGGAAGAUGAAGAGGAGCGCCGGUUUUAUGAGAAUUUGGUCGAUUUGAAAGGGAAAGUGCCAGCUGUUCUUCUUGAGGAUGGCAAGAAGAAGAAAACUGAUGGAGACGACCAGGUCAAGAAGAAGGCCGACGGCGAACUUCCCAAUGACGUGGGGGUUGACCAUUCUGGUAAAGGAGAAGUUACGAAACCGGACCACUCUUCUUCGGAACCAGCCAACCAGGAGGCUGACAGCCAAUCUAUUGCCAUGGUUAACAAGACCGUAGGAGCUCAAGUUGAUAUGUUGUUGGCAAAGCUUCCAGAACUGCAAACCAAGAAUUCCGUCGACCAGCUGGCACUGGAUUUCUGCUUCCUCAAUUCCAAAGCGUCCCGGAACAGAUUGGUGAAGGCCAUUCAAGAAGCCCCCAAGGGCCGCACGGAUCUCCUUCCCCUCUAUGCUCGCCUUGUUGCUACCCUGGGCCAGUACCUCCCCGACAUCCCCCAGAGCCUUAUCAGCUACCUCGACGAGGAAUUCCGGAGUCUUCAACGCCGCAAGCUAAAGGAAUUUCUUGGCCAGGUCCGCACAAGCAAUAUUCGAUAUUUGGCAGAACUCACCAAGUUUGGCGUUGUCCCUGAACAUGUUAUCUUCCACUGUUUCAAGGUCAGUCUGGACGACUUUUCUCGGAUGAACAUUGAAAUUAUUGGCAACUUGCUAGAGAACUGUGGUCGAUACCUUCUCCGCAAUCCGGAAACAGCACCACGGAUGGCGUCCUUCCUGGAAACUCUUAGCCGGAAGAAAGCUGCCCAACAUCUUGGUCAACAGGAGCGCAUGAUUAUCGAGAAUGCGAUGUACUACGUUGACCCCCCCCAGCGACCUGCUAUCCAGCAGAAGGAGCGCACUCCGGUCGAGCAGUACAUUCGCAAACUCAUCUUUCUUGAUAUGAAUAAGCGGAAUUGCUCUAAGAUUUUGAAGAGUAUUCGAAAGCUUCAUUGGGAGGAACAAGAAGUUGUCCAAAUUCUCGAGCGAAUCUUCAGCAAGCCUGGAAAAGUCAAGUAUGGGAACAUACAUAUUAUGGCCAGCAUUGUCAGCGCCCUCUACCGCUGUCAUCAAGAUUUUGUCAUUAGGAUUGUAGACAAUAUACUUGAAUUCAUUACGCUUGGGUUGGAGCAGAAUGACUUCAAGCAGAAUCAACGAAGAGUUGCCGAGAUUAAGUACCUUGGAGAGCUGUACAAUUAUAAAAUGGUCGACUCGCCGGUCAUUUUUGAUACUCUCUAUCGUCUUGUUACAUUCGGACAUGAGGGGGGCAUUCCGGCGCCAGGGAAGAUUACCUUCUUGGAUAUGCCCGAUGAUUUCUUCCGGAUCCGAUUAGUGUGCACCCUUCUUGAUACCUGCGGGUAUUACCUGUUUACCAAGGACCCCUUGCCCAUGGAUGUGGAUUUUCUCGUUCAAGAUACCUACGCUUUGACUCGUCCGCAGUGGAAGAUUGCUACUGAUCCUGCUGAAGCUUCUCGGCUUUUUAGCGAAGCCAUAGCGCAGAAUUACAAGCUAGAGGAGACUGCGCAAGAGACUGAUAAAGCUCCUGAACCGGAUGAUGAAGGGGAAAGUUCUUCAUCUGACGAUGGAUAUGAAGAUGAUGCCAUCCCUGAUGCGGAUGAAGAAAAGGAUGAAGAACAUUCUUCCAGUGAAGAACUCGAGGAGACCGUUCGCGAUCCAGACCAGGAACGUGAUUCCGAAUCCGAAGAGGAAGAGCAGAUUUUCGUUACCCGCCAGGAAGAACAGCUAGAUCCUGAAGCUGAAGCGGAAUUCGAUCGAGAGUUUGAGAAGAUGAUGGCUGAGAGCUUGCAGUCUCGAAAAUUCGAGCGCAAGGCGAUGUUUGACGUUCCCCUGCCAAUGAGACGUACCACGCGCGAUACAUCGACUUCAGAAGAUAAUCAUGAGAGUAGCCAACAUGCACCAAACACGAUGGCAUUUUCUCUCAUGACCAAACGAGGAAACCGACAACAGACCCGCACUAUCGACCUCCCCUCCGACUCCAGCUUUGCCCUCGCGAUGAAAACGCAACAACAAGCCGAGCGCGAGGAGCAGCAACGCAUCAAGAAUCUAGUGCUAAAUUAUGACCUAAGAGAUGACAAUGAGCCCAGUGACGGUGAAUUCAACAUCCUUUCCUCCCCUUCCCCAAGAACAUCAUCAAACCCAUCACCCUUCGUGCUGGAAGAGAACCCCAAUACUAAAGGAAUCAUACGCAAUAAUAAAGGCCCGGAUAAGCGUACCCAUCGCGGAGACCCGAGGAGCAAUAAUGAUAAAUCGAGCUCGAAUCGCAGUGGGUUCCGUUCCCGCAAGUUGCAGCUGAGCGACGUUGAUUGGUACGGUGAAAAUUAG
Messenger RNA from Paracoccidioides lutzii Pb01, 4122 nucleotides. RefSeq lists its product as hypothetical. The coding region runs from base 1 to 4122 and encodes 1373 amino acids. The record is from RefSeq and is a predicted model, not a curated record. The transcript has 9 exons. Gene Ontology annotation, biological process: nuclear-transcribed mRNA catabolic process, nonsense-mediated decay. Gene Ontology annotation, cellular component: exon-exon junction complex; cytoplasm. Gene Ontology annotation, molecular function: protein binding; RNA binding.